GGAAGAAUGCGGAACAGAUUCACUCCCACAACUCAACAACACAACAUUCACUGCACAGUUCCUUUACUGUUGUACACUAAAGGCCUGAAACUGCGGUGUGUUAUCUCAUUUGUGUUUUGGCUAUGAUCAGGUGUAAUGGAAGGCAGUGCUUUGACUGCAGAUGAAGACUCUCUCAUUGAAGGUGUGAGUGACCCUGUUCUGCUGGUUCUGGUGCUCAGCAUCACAUUUCUGGCUGGACUCGCAGUGCUGCUGUGCAGGAAUGAGCAGCAGAGGAUUCACCCGGAGAAUCAGGAGCAUGUUCGUGCAGUCAGAGAGCAGCUUCAAACUGAGCAGGUGUCGUCUUCAGAGUCGAGACAUCAGUACUAUUCAGACAUGUCGUGUCCCGUGUGUCUCCAGCUCGCCGUUCUGCCCGUAGAGACCAACUGUGGCCAUCUGUUCUGCGGCCCGUGCAUCGUUGCGUACUGGCGUUACGGCACCUGGCUCGGUGCGAUCAACUGCCCCAUCUGCAGACAAAUGGUGACCCUGCUCUUCCCUCUUUUCCACAACACGGGCCACAACGCUCAAACACAAGACGGUCAGGUGGAUCCGGCUCUGAUUCUCAAUGACAUCAACGAUUACAACCGCAGAUUCUCUGGACAGCCGCGAUCUCUGCUGGAUCGUCUGCGAGACGUGCCCACACUGCUGCGUCAUGCGUUCAGAGAGAUGUUCUCGGUGGGCGGUUUGUUCUGGAUGUUCCGCAUCAGGAUUCUGCUGUGUCUGAUGGGCGCUCUGAUGUAUCUGGUGUCACCGCUGGACUUCAUCCCGGAGGGAGUGGUGGGUCUACUCGGCUUCAUGGACGAUUUCUUCGUCAUUCUCCUCCUCUUCAUCUAUAUCUCCAUCAUGUACCGCGAGGUGGUGACACAGAGACUGGCGGGAUGAAUGCCAGCGCAGGACUGAUGCGUGUGUGUGAACAUCUGAGCCAUCACAAGUGUGCUUGUGUUUCUAUUUUAAACUUUUGUUUGGUAGAAUAUCUGAAUACCUGUUUCACUGCACUGCAAAAAAUAUUUUUCUUACAGAGUAAUUUUGUCUUAUUUUCCAGUAAAAAUAUUGAAACAUCCUUUUUUACUAGAAGCACAAUAACAUAAGACAUGAUGCCUGUUUGCAUAGAAAUUUAACAACAUUGAGUCUGUGCUUAAAACAAGAAAUAAAAAAGUUUAAUAAACAAAAACACCUUUACUUAAUUUCUUUAGAUUUCUCUGAUAACAAGGUAAAAUAUCUAAUGGCAUUUUAACUGUAAUUAAAUUGAAAUGUAACUUGUUUUAAGAUUUAGAUAUUUUUACUGGAAAACAGAAAGAAAAAAAUAAACUCUGUAACAAAAUUAUUGUCAUUAUUAUUAUUUUAUGUUUUUGCAGUGUAAACCAUUAUUUUCACCAAUAAAAAAUAUCUAAACACUUAAAUAAGAUUAAUUUACGUGACAAGUUAAAUAGCAUAAGAUUUAUAAGACAUUUUAUAGAGAAUACAAGUUAGAGAAGUGUAUUUUUCUUUCCCUAUUGUCACAUUGUUAUUUCUGGUUUUAAGCAUAAAUCUAACAAGAUGCAUUAUAAAUAAAUAAAUAAACUCCCCGUGAUUUCAAGAUAUAUUCUGUGAAAAGUCUUAAAAUCUCAUGCAACUUAGUUUCUCAAGUAAAUGUGUCUUGUUUUAAGGAUGUUACUGAUUACUAAUAAGGUAAAUGUUUUUUGCAGCGUGACAACUGUUGCUUCGUGAAAACUUUGCUGUGGAUUUGUUAAUAAAAUUUAUUUUAUAAGCAAAACGUCAAAUUAAAACUCAUUAAAGUGGGUUGCUGGUGUGACGUGUUCAUGAUGUGAUCAGAGAAAUGUUAACUGGAUAUAAACUCAAACACAUGAACAUUAAAGAACAGGUUGUGUUUACAUUUAAAAGACUUGUUUACAGAUGUUAUAAAUGUGAUUCAGAAUAUAAAGAGGGCUCUUCAUGCUGAACAAACACUCUGGUGUGAAUAAGGAUGUUUUUCUGCCUUAUAACAAUCACACACAUGUUUAUAUGCUGUUAUUUUCUCUUGACAAAUGCAAAAUGGUGACAUGUUGCUUUGAAUGCAAUCAUAUCUGCAUUAAAGACUGAGAAAUUCUGUGCUGACAAUCUAGAAAAUUUAAUUAAUGUUGAAUUACCAGCUUGAAUGUAAUGUGUCCUCAUCACUACAUUAAAAAUCAUGUCAAGUCA
This is a messenger RNA of Myxocyprinus asiaticus (Chinese sucker), 2214 nucleotides long. Its product is annotated as E3 ubiquitin-protein ligase RNF170-like. Gene Ontology annotation, molecular function: metal ion binding; ubiquitin protein ligase activity. The record is from RefSeq and is a predicted model, not a curated record. The transcript has 7 exons. NCBI's taxonomy places the organism in Eukaryota, Metazoa, Chordata, Actinopteri, Cypriniformes, Catostomidae. Bases 136 to 918 code for a protein of 260 amino acids.